AUGCAAUUGCAACGAAUACAAUCAACACAAAGAAUUCGAAAUAAUUCUGUACGUCGAUGUAUGAUUAUCAGUCUUAGUAUUCUAUGUAGUUUAUUGAUAAUCAGUACUUUUAUAACAUUAUUUGUUAUUUAUUUUAUUCGAUAUCGAACUACUUUAUCAUCUCUUUUAUCUUAUCCAAAUUUUGUCUGUCAUCAACGUCCAUGUGGUUGUCCAAAUAGUGAUAGUGUUGUAUCUUUUAUUCCAAAAAUAGUUGGUGGACAAGAUGCAUCACCAUAUAUUUAUCCAUGGCUGGUUACAUUAACUGAUCGAGAUCGAACAAAUCCAUUUUGUACAGGAUUUAUUAUAUCAUCAAAUACAAUUCUUACUGCUGCUCAUUGUUUAAAUAAUCGAAAUUUUUAUCAAUUACAAAUAUUAGCAAAAAUUCAUGAUUUUCGAGAAUUUCAAGGUGAUCGAUAUGAUAUAGAACAAUGGAUAAUUCAUCCAGAAUAUCGAAUGAAUGAUAGUAUGCAUCUUAAUGAUAUUGCUCUUAUUAAAAUACAAAAAUCUUUUUCAAAAGAUCUCCAUCCAUGUUGUCUACCUUCAAUAAAAUCGAAUGUAUAUCCUCAAGCAAAAACUGAAGCAAUUGUUAGUGGUUGGGGAAAAGUGUUAGCGAAACCAAAUAGUCGCAAUUCUCCAGUUCUUCAACAUGUUGUUAUGCCUAUUGUUGAUUAUAAAAAUCUCAAAUGUCAACAAUCGAUAGCCGAUACAAAUCGACAAAUAUGUGCUGGUUAUGAUAAUCUUUCAAUUGAUGCAUGUUCAGGUGAUAGUGGAGCACCAUUACUUAUAGUCGUACAUGAUGAUAAUAACAAUAAUGAAGGAUAUUUUGUUGCAGCAGGAAUUGUUAGUUAUGGAAAUAGACAAUGUGAUGCAUCAAUUUCAUCAGGUGUUUACACACGUAUAAGUUUUUAUCUUGACUGGAUUCAUGAAACAUUAACAUAUUUAUAA
This is a messenger RNA of Adineta steineri, 984 nucleotides long. Lineage: Eukaryota; Metazoa; Rotifera; Eurotatoria; Adinetida; Adinetidae. The record is from the annotation of a GenBank genome assembly.